AUGAACCCCGACAGCGGCAUCGACUACCUAUCCCGUCAACAUGCCAAUAUGGGCAAGUCCUCAGCCUUUGUGUCCCCUUGCACGAUGGCACAGCGUCAAGCCAUACUCGCUUCGCUUCUGACACCUGCAGCAACUCAUUUCUGCUUCCGAGCCGAUCAACAAGAGGCUCUCCGUCUAUUCUCUCUCUCUUCCGUCCUUGUCCGGCGAGUCGCCAAGUUUGCGCUGUUCUGCGCCCCCCUGGCGCCGCCAUCGCCGCCCCUCGUGUCACUGUCGUCAGUCGUCACCCAUUCAGCCCAUGGGCAUCUGCAUAUUCAUUGA
Messenger RNA from Colletotrichum higginsianum IMI 349063, 318 nucleotides. RefSeq lists its product as uncharacterized. The transcript has a single exon. The coding region runs from base 1 to 318 and encodes 105 amino acids. NCBI's taxonomy places the organism in Eukaryota, Fungi, Ascomycota, Sordariomycetes, Glomerellales, Glomerellaceae. The record is from RefSeq and is a predicted model, not a curated record.